Molecule: messenger RNA, 375 nt
Organism: Spinacia oleracea (spinach)
Lineage: Eukaryota; Viridiplantae; Streptophyta; Magnoliopsida; Caryophyllales; Amaranthaceae
Exons: 3
Coding region: 1-348 (115 amino acids)
Source: RefSeq, a predicted model, not a curated record
AUGUUGCUGUUGAAUUCUGGGUCAUUCACUCAUUCAUUUACAGGAUUCCAUACUUCUAUUCUCGGUUAUCGAGAUAUAAAGAAUCCAGCUGAAACUAAAUCAUCUGCUACUGCACCAACUCCAGCAAUUGCUUCAUGUCGGAGGAAGAAGAAAGAUGAUGCGACUUUCCUAGAGGAUUCAAAGGGCCAUAUUGAUGAGUUUAUCGAUGCUUCCAUGGAUGAACAUAAGUCAUGCUUCACAAAAACCAUUCAAAAGAUGUUUUCAAUAUCGAAGGUAGUGGCACAAAGGAAUUCUGAGCAGCAGGAAGUAGAGAGUGUUCUACCACUUCAGACUACAGUCUCAAAGUAGACCAUCUGAAAAUACCUCUGUUUUUUU